Amborella trichopoda is the source of this 3827-nucleotide messenger RNA. Its product is annotated as trafficking protein particle complex subunit-like protein. Lineage: Eukaryota; Viridiplantae; Streptophyta; Magnoliopsida; Amborellales; Amborellaceae. The record is from RefSeq and is a predicted model, not a curated record.
UCUCAGGUAGGAGAGAGGAGAGAGAGAGAUCAUUGGCCCAGUGGAACCCACCCUCUUUCUCUUCUGCAACCCAGUUUGAACUUCACUGCCUGAAAGGAUUCCACAACCCUGGUUAGAGAGAGAAAGAGAGAGCUGAAUCACUAUAGCGAGAGAGAGCUGAGGCACUCGCUGCUCAGUUCUAUUAACAAUGGAGGAAUACCCUGAAGAAUUGAGAACCCCACCGGUCUCGCUGGUGUCUCUGGUGGGUGUACCAGAGCUCCACCCCACCAUUUCCAGCUUCCUCCACUCCGAAGCCCCACCCAUGAACACCCUGGCUUUACCAGACUUCUCGAAGAUCUCUCUCAUGGCUUCCAAGCAAAAGGAAACCCUAGAUUCUCACCGACAGCCCGGUGGUUUCAUAAAGCGUGACUGGCUCUCCAAGCACAGGACCCGUCUCCCCUCUGUUGUUGCCGCCUUAUUUAACUGGGAUCACGUUUUCGGGGACCCAACACAGUGGCUUCAGGUCUGCACUGAUAUAGAAAACCUAAAAGUUGUGAUUCGUGUCCAAAACAUCAAACUCGUGGUGGUGCUGGUGCAAACAGGUCCCAGGGAUGAUGGCAAUGAGGAUCGUAUGAUUGCUUUGAGGAAGCGUGCAGAAAUAGAUGCCAAAUACCUUAUUGUUUAUGCACAAAAGGAUCCAUUGGAAGUAAAGCAAUCCCUCAGCAGAUUGGCCAGCAUCUUUUCGGAAUUGUCACUUACGUAUUACAGGGACGAAGGACGCAGGCUCAAGACCCGGAUCGAAAAGAAGACGUUUAAUUUCCCUGAGUUGAAUAUCCGUUAUUGCUUCAAGGUUGCUGUAUAUGCAGAGUUUCGAAGAGAUUGGGUUGAGGCCUUGAAAUAUUAUGAGAAUGCCUACUUUGCUUUACAUGAGAUGAUUGGGAUUACAACAAGGUUGCCUCCAAUUCAACGCUUGGUUGAGAUAAAAGCAGUGGCAGAGCAACUUCAUUUCAAGGUUUCCACUUUGUUACUUCAUAGUGGGAAGGUUUUUGAAGCAAUCCAGUGGUUUUGGAAGCAUGCCGCAUGGUACAAGAGGCUGAUAGGAGUUCCUGAAGCUGUUCUCCUUCACUGGGAGUGGGUGAGCAGACAAUUUUUAGUCUUUGCAGAAUUAUUGGAAACAAGUUCAAUUCCAAGCGCUGGAGUUUCCCCUUCUGGGACAUCUGAGAGGCAGAUUACUGAGUGGGAGCUACAACCAGCUUACUAUUACCAGCUAGCUGCCCAUUAUCUUAGGGAGAAGAAAAUUUCUCUGGGCUUCCAACUGUCCAUGUCAGAAACACUCAAACGCCCCGAAGGGGUUGCUGCAAUCGAAAGUAACCCAGACUCUGUCGUACCAUCUGUAUAUGUGGGUCAAUUCGCAUUGUUACUUGAGCGAGGGGAUACCUUUGCAAUGCAAAGCAGUUUGAGUGAUGCAGAGUACAUUGCCUAUGCCAUUGAAGAAGCAAAAAGGUUCCAGGAUUCAUAUGAGAUAAUUGCUCUUCUCCGGAAAUCUUUUGAUCUAUACACCACCCUCAAUUCUCAAAGGAUGGCAUCUUACUGUGCCAACCGUAUGGCAAGAGAGUAUUUGGCUUCUGGGGAUUUUGGUAGUGCAAAAAAGCUAUUUGACAGUAUUGCAGGCCGUUACAGGCAAGAGGGUUGGGUUACUUUGCUGUGGGCGAUCUUGGGUUAUUUGAGGGAGUGCUCAAAAAGGCUCAGUUUACUAAAAGAUUACAUUGAAUACUCUCUAGAAAUAGCUGCAUUGCCUGUUCUUGAUAAUGAUGAAAUUGACUCUUCCAAUAAUAAACAUGACUACGAGCUAAUCGGUCCUGCUAGUUUUUCACAAAGAGUGACAAUAAGUGAGGAGGUUUUCAAUCUUUUGAAAGGAGAAUCAGCUUUGAUGUCUAAUGAUAGCCUCAACAUAAAUGAAGAUCAUCCCUUGUGCCUUGAGAUUGAUCUCGUUAGCCCCCUUAGAGCAGUCCUUCUGGCCUGUGUUGCUUUCCAUGAGCAAGCUGUUAAGCCAGGGGUUCCCACUAUGCUUACUCUAUCACUCCUAUCACAGUUGCCACAUCCUGUUGAGAUUGAUCAAUUGGAAAUUCAGUUCAAUCAGUCCCCUUGUAAUUUUAUCAUUUGCAAUGAGCAGAUUUCUCAAGGUCACCAAAGUUUUCCUGAGGGUGACAAUGUGAGAGUUGAGAAAGUUUCGGUUCUAAAGCUUGAAACAAACAAAUGGCGGCGAUUCACAUAUGACAUCAAAUCCGCAGAUCAGAGUGGCAAACUUGAAUGCUUAUCCAUCAUUGUGAGGAUAGGGCGCCACUUCUCCAUAUGUUGUCGAGCUGAAAGUCCUGCUGCAAUGGAAGAUCUGCCUCUUUGGAAGUUUGAGGACAGGGUUGAAACCCUUCCAACUAAGGAUCCCAGCCUCUCUUUCUCUGGUCAAAAACUCAUACAGGUGGAAGAGCCAGACCCUCUUGUAGAUGUUAUCUUAACCACACCUGGGCCUGCAUUGGUUGGGGAAAACUUCCCGGUUUCUCUCAAUGUAAUUUCUAAGGGGCAUGCAAUUUAUUCAGGAGAGAUAAAGAUCAACCUUGUGGACACAAGAGGUGGCUUAGUUAGCCUUAGAGAUAUGGAAUCCAUCUCUUCAGAGGCCAACCAUGUCGAGCUUCUUGGAGUUUCAGGAUCAUCUGAGAACAAUGAACUCCAAAUGGGUUCUGACAGUAUCAGGAAAAUUCAACAGUCUUUUGGGUUGAUUUCCAUUCCCUUUGUCAAUGCUGGGGAAUCUUGGUCCUGCAGGUUAGAUAUCAAAUGGCACAGGCCCAAAAUGGUAAUGUUGUAUGUUUCGUUGGGCUACUACCCAACUAGCGGGGAACCUAAUGUGCAAAAGGUGCAUGUCCACCGAAGCCUGCAAAUCGAGGGCAAAACAGCCAUAGUUGUCAACCAUCGUUACUUGACACAAUUUAGGCGAGACCCACUCUUACCCUCCAAGGUUAAAAAUGAGUCAGAUACCGACCGCUCAACCACUCUCCCCCUCAAUGAAACAUCUAUUCUCCUAGUGACUGCCAAGAACUUCUCUGAGGUGCCCUUGCAGGUAAUAUCCAUCACCAUCGAAAGGGAUGGUUUGGACGACAAUUCUUGUGUUUUGAGAGAAGCUACUCCAAAAUCUGCCCCCAAAUAUGAGAUGACGCUUUUAGUGCCUGAUGGAGACUAUAAACAAGUUUUCUCUCUGUCGCCUCUCUCUACCUCCCAAGAACUCGAGGUAGGAACAGCAUGUGUGAGAUGGAAGAGAGAUGUUGGGGAUUCUGACAUAGUUACCACGAGGCAUCGACUGCCUGAUGUUAAAGUGGAGAAACCACAGAUCAUUGUGACCUUAGAAUACCCUCCACAUGUUGUACUCGGUGUUCCUUUCUCUUUCUGUGUGAGGAUAGAAAAUCAAACUCAGCUUCUUCAAGAGAUCAGGUAUUCUUUGGUGGAUUCUCAGAGCUUUUUGCUAAGCGGGUCUCACUGUGACACUGUGUUUGUGUUGCCCCAUUCGAGUCAAGUGCUCAGUUUCAUGGCAGUGGCUUUGGUGUCUGGAAUGCAACAGUUGCCUCAGGUUAGUGCGAGUGCAAUUAGGUAUUCGGCUGGGUUGCAACCAGCUAGUUCAGGUUCAAUGGUCUUUGUUUUCCCUUCGCAGCAGAGCUUGAAGUUGGAAGGGGCUUCUUGUGUUGAGGAGGGGGGUGGAAUUGCACCAGAACCCAUCUCUGCUCAGUGAUGCUCUUUAAUUCUCUCUCCUUCUCUCUCUCUCUCUCUCUCUCUCUCUCUCUCUCUCUCUCUCUCUCUCUCUC